GACACACACACACAGACAGACACUGUCUCUCUCUCUCUCCCUUAUAAAUGUUCUGCAAAGUAAUCUCUCUCCAUUCAUUCCCUCUCCUUCCCCUCAUCCCCAAGUCUCUCUCUUUUCUUCAUUUCACCGCACCAUACACACACACCGACACACACACAGAGUUUCCAUGGCGGCGAAGAAACCGAGAAUCGUGAUCAUCGGAGCCGGAAUGGCCGGUCUCACGGCGGCGAACAAGCUCCACACUGCCUCCAACAACACCUUCGACCUCUCCGUGGUCGAAGGCGGGUCGAGAAUCGGCGGGAGGAUCAACACCUCCGAGUUCUCCGCCGAGAAGAUCGAGAUGGGCGCCACGUGGAUCCACGGCAUCGGCGGCAGCCCUAUCUACAAAAUCGCCGAGGCGACCGGCUCUCUGCUCUCCGACGAGCCGUGGGAGUGUAUGGACCCCACCGUCGAUAAAGCUAGAACCUUUGCGGAAGGCGGGUUCGAGGUUGAGCCUUCCGUCGUCGAACCCGUCUCGGGGCUGUUCAAUGCUCUCAUGGAGUUAGCUCAGGGGAAAGACAUCGACGACGGAGAUUUGGGUGAAAUUUACGAAAUUGCCACUAGGGUUUGCUCUUCCGGUGAUGGGUUUAACGGGAAUAGUGUUGGGUCGUUCUUGAGAUCUGGGUUCGAUGCUUAUUGGGCUUCUUCGAUCGGUAAAGGAGAGAAAGGGUGUGGUGGGACGUGGAGCAGGAGGUCGCUUGAAGAAGCUAUCUUUACUAUGUUCAGCAACACGCAGAGGACUUACACGUCAGCAGAUGAUCUCUACACGCUUGACUACGCGGCGGAGAGUGAGUACCAGAUGUUUCCAGGGGAAGAGAUCACUAUAGCUAAAGGCUAUCUGAGUGUUAUACAUCACUUGGCCUCUGUUCUUCCUCAAGGUGUUAUCGAGUUGAACCGGAGGGUUACGAAGAUCGAGUGGAGGCAGAGUUAUGAAGAAGGUCCUGUGAAGGUGCAUUUCUCUGAUGGGUCUGUUUUGUUUGCGGAUCAUGUUAUUGUUACUGUCUCUUUAGGUGUGCUUAAAGCAGGGAUUGAGGGAGAUGGUGGGUUGUUCAGUCCUCCUCUGCCUGGUUUUAAAUCCGACGCUAUCAAAAGGCUAGGGUAUGGUGUUGUCAACAAGCUGUUCGUGGAAGUGUCUCAGAGAAAGUUCCCGUCUAUGCAGCUUGUGUUUGAGAAGGAGGAUUCUGAGUAUAGGUUCGUGAAAAUCCCUUGGUGGAUGAGGAGAACCGCGACCUUGGCCCCGAUACACAGCAAUUCGAAGGUCUUGCUUUCUUGGUUCGCAGGCAAAGAGGCUCUCGAGCUUGAGAAACUAACCGACGAGGAGAUCAUGGACGGUGUCUUGACCACUGUGUCUUGCUUGACAGGCAAGGAAGUGAAGAAAGACACGGGAAUAACUCCAAAGACCUUGACCAAUGGCUCUUUGCGCGAGGGUGAUGAUGAAGUCGUGAAAAUCACAAAGGUCUUGACGAGCAAAUGGGGAGGUGAUCCUCUUUUCAGGGGUUCGUAUUCGUAUGUCGCGGUCGGGUCAAGCGGGGAUGACUUGGACGCCAUGGCUGAGCCAUUGCCACAGAUUAACAAGAAGAGUGGUCAGGUCAAUGGUCAUGGUCAAGCUUUAGUACAUGAGCUUCAAGUCAUGUUUGCAGGGGAAGCAACGCAUAGAACUCAUUACUCCACAACGCAUGGUGCUUACUAUAGUGGUUUGAGGGAAGCCGAUAGACUUCUCAAGCAUUACAAAUGUGAUUUUUGAUUGUUAAUGUUAAGAAUAUGUUUCAUUUUUUUUUUGGGGCAAUGUGUUUAGAGAAGCUUAAUUAGUUUUGUGAGUUUUUUUUUUUUUUACUUUCAGUUUGCUU
Molecule: messenger RNA, 1886 nt
Organism: Raphanus sativus (radish)
Lineage: Eukaryota; Viridiplantae; Streptophyta; Magnoliopsida; Brassicales; Brassicaceae
Product: probable polyamine oxidase 5
Exons: 2
Coding region: 167-1783 (538 amino acids)
Molecular function (GO): polyamine oxidase activity
Source: RefSeq, a predicted model, not a curated record